AUGUCGGUUGAGAGAAUGGCAGAAGAAUUCGUGGGGCUUUUGGAUUGGUCUGAAAGUACGACGAAAGAAAACUGGGAAGAUUUUCUAGUCGACUUAGGAAGAGAGGUAACGCAACAGAUGCAGACUUGGAGUAAUGAAUGCUACAACGAACCGGGUACAGCCGCGAUCGACUUCAUUUACAUGAAAAAUGAUCUGGAACUGAUUGACUUAAACGUUCAAGCGAUGGAAAUUGGCCAGUCGAGAUCAGUAUAUCCUGCGAGCGGACAGAACACCUGGAUGAUCAUUGAGUCCCUCCCGAUCAAGAUCAUUGGAAUUCAAACGAUUCAGGCGACGCCUGCGAAAAUCAAAAAUCAAAAAAAAGUCUGGAAAGGAGUUGCGAGGAACACGAAAGCGAAGACAGAAUGGAAAGAGCUCGCAGAAGAGAUGAUACUCUUUUACCGGUGCCCUUUCUGUCAAAUUCUACUCACUCGGGACCUGUCCCGUUUCACCUUGCCUGAAGAUGGCCUUGUAGGCCGAAAGCUUGCAAAUAAAAUUACAAAAACUACAUUAUUGAAGACGUCAACCCAAUAA
This is a messenger RNA of Oikopleura dioica, 570 nucleotides long. The record is from the annotation of a GenBank genome assembly. NCBI's taxonomy places the organism in Eukaryota, Metazoa, Chordata, Appendicularia, Copelata, Oikopleuridae.